Molecule: messenger RNA, 1887 nt
Organism: Alosa alosa (allis shad)
Lineage: Eukaryota; Metazoa; Chordata; Actinopteri; Clupeiformes; Clupeidae
Product: neuronal acetylcholine receptor subunit alpha-9-II
Exons: 6
Coding region: 1-1620 (539 amino acids)
Biological process (GO): chemical synaptic transmission; nervous system process; signal transduction
Cellular component (GO): synapse; neuron projection; postsynaptic membrane
Molecular function (GO): acetylcholine-gated monoatomic cation-selective channel activity; transmembrane signaling receptor activity
Source: RefSeq, a predicted model, not a curated record
AUGCAAGGGACUGUUUUGUAUAUUUAUUUUGCCAUGAUGAUGCUGGAAGUGGCAAGUUCUGCAAAGGGCUGGUAUGCUCAGAAGCUGAUGAGUGACUUGAUGGAGAACUAUUCCAAUGCUCUGCGACCAGUGGAGGACACUGACAAGGCACUUAAUGUCACUUUGCAGAUUACCCUGUCCCAAAUCAAAGACAUGGAUGAAAGGAACCAGGUACUGAUAGCGUACCUGUGGAUCAGACAGACGUGGCAUGAUGCUUACCUGAAGUGGGACAAAGAUGAGUAUGAUGGCCUGGAGGUCAUUCGCAUCCCCAGCAGUUUGGUGUGGCGACCCGACAUAGUCCUUUAUAACAAGGCAGACGAUGACUCGGGCCCAGUGGACACCAACGUGGAGUUGAGAUACAAUGGGGAGAUUAUCUGGGAUGCGCCUUCCAUCACUAAGAGCUCCUGUGUCGUGGACGUCGCUUACUUUCCCUUUGACCAUCAGCAGUGCAAUUUGACCUUUGGAUCAUGGACUUACAAUGGAAACCAAGUGGACAUCAUCAUGGGGAUGAACAGCGGUGACCUGUCCGACUUUGUGGAGAACGUGGAGUGGGAGUGCCACGGAAUGCCGGCCAAGAAGAGCGUCAUCAUGUACGGCUGCUGCGCGGACCCGUACCCGGACAUCACCUACACCGUGCUGCUGCAGCGCCGCUCCUCCUUCUUCAUCUUCAACCUGCUGCUGCCCUGCUUCCUCAUCUCCUUCCUGGCGCCGCUCAGCUUCUACCUGCCCGCCGACUCCGGGGAGAAGGUCUCGCUGGGCGUCACCGUGCUGCUGGCCCUCACCGUCUUCCAGCUCAUGGUGGCCGAGAGCAUGCCGCCGGCCGAGAGCAUGCCACUCAUGUGGAAAUACUACAUUGCAACCAUGACGAUGAUAACAGCGUCCACUUCACUGACCAUCUUCAUCAUGAACAUCCACUUCUGUGGGGCUGAAGCCAAGCCUGUUCCUCAGUGGGCCAAAGUCCUCAUUAUAGACUACAUGUCCAAGAUCUUCUUUGUGUAUGAAGUAGGGGAGAGCUGUACCUCCCCGAAGGAGGAGGCCCAGGAUGACCACCACCACACCCAAACCCAAACCCACUACCGCAACCGGCUGCACCACAAGCAGAAAAACCACCAGCCGCAAAAGACUCAGAACAACCAGUCUUGCCCUCAGCCCUAUGGCAAGGGUGGAGGACGCUACCCAAAGUCCUGCUCUCAACCUCUCCCCAACAUCCCUGAGGAGCACAAAGAGCUCCCCAAUUCUAACCCCCAGGUUUCACAGACAUAUAAGGGUUUGGAGUCUAAGAGUUGCCUGAAGGAGGCUCCACCGCCAUGCUGUCCCGAUGAGGAGAAGCCUGCCGCCUUCGCCACCUGUCGCUCCUGCCAGUUCCGCUGUCACCACGACUGCGGAGAUGGAGGGCUGCUCCCGGGGGAUGACUCGAAGCUGUUGCGCAACGUGGAAUACAUCGCCAACUGUUUCCGUGAGCAGCGGGCCACCAGCAUCAAGGUUGCCGAGUGGAAGAAGGUGGCUAAGGUGAUGGACAGGGUUUUCAUGUGGAUAUUCUUCGCCAUGGUCUUCCUCAUGAGCAUUAUCAUCAUGUUUUAGUGCCCCUGAAAGCCUAGUUUGUACAAACAAAGCCCCACACAACAUCUAACCUCAUCUACAUGGUAAGUACAGUGUACCCUCCUUUUGUGCUCUGACACUUGGCACUCACUUUGUGGAAGCAUAAGUAUUAGCCUUCUGUGCUUAAAACUAAAGUGGUGCCACAAAGUCCUUUAGACGGUCCAACCUUUUUAGGUUUAGUUUUUUUCCCCCCAAAAUUGAUUAUUUCAAUAUCUUGAUUAAGAAAUUAAUCAAGAACUUCCUUAAGAA